Molecule: messenger RNA, 1735 nt
Organism: Solanum stenotomum
Lineage: Eukaryota; Viridiplantae; Streptophyta; Magnoliopsida; Solanales; Solanaceae
Product: casein kinase 1-like protein 3
Exons: 15
Coding region: 160-1434 (424 amino acids)
Biological process (GO): signal transduction; endocytosis; peptidyl-serine phosphorylation
Cellular component (GO): nucleus; cytoplasm
Molecular function (GO): protein serine/threonine kinase activity; ATP binding
Source: RefSeq, a predicted model, not a curated record
AGUAGUAUUUCUUUGUCUUUUCUUAAUUCUUCUCUCCACAAGGAAGAGAAGUUCAACCCUUUUUGGUUGAUACAGCUGAAAAAUUCACAAAAAAAAACUUUUUUUUUUGCUUGAUUGAAUCAAGAACUGAGUUGGGGUUUGUAUAAAAUUUGUAUCUUUAUGGAGAGGAUAAUUGGAGAGAAGUACAAGUUAGGUAGAAAGAUUGGAAGCGGGUCUUUUGGGGUUAUAUAUCUUGCUACCCACAUCGAAACUUUUGAGAUUGUUGCUGUUAAAAUUGAAAAUAGGCAGACAAGACACCCUCAGUUGCUUUAUGAGGCAAAGCUGUACACUAUACUUCAGGGAGGAAGUGGUAUUCCUAAUAUAAAAUGGCGUGGGGUUGAUGGGAAUGACAGUGUCCUCAUUAUUGACUUGCUUGGUCCCAGUCUUGAAGACCUCGUUGUACACUGUGGGAGGAAAUUCUCGCUGAAAACUGUCCUAAUGUUGGCUGAUCAGAUGAUUACAAGAAUAGAGUAUUUGCAUUCAAAAGGAUUUCUACAUAGAGACAUAAAACCAGAUAACUUUCUCAUGGGUCUUGGCAGGAAGGCAAACCAGGUCUACGUUAUUGAUUUUGGACUUGCAAAAAGAUAUCGUGACCCCACCACAAGCCGUCAUAUUCCUUACAGAGAGAACAAGAACUUGACAGGGACAGCAAGGUAUGCCAGUUGCAAUACACAUUUGGGAAUAGAGCAAAGCCGGAGGGAUGAUCUGGAAUCUCUUGGCUAUGUUCUUUUAUAUUUCUUGAGAGGCAGCCUUCCAUGGCAGGGUCUAAAAGCUGAUACAAAGAAGCAAAAAUAUGACAAGAUCCGUGAGAAAAAAGUAUCAACAACAAUUGAGGUUUUAUGCAAAUCUCUUCCAGUGGAGUUUGCUUCAUACUUGCAUUAUUGUCACUCUUUAACAUUUGACCAGCGCCCUGAUUACGGAUUCCUGAAACGCUUGUUUCGUGACUUAUUUACACGUGAAGGGUAUAAAAUGGAUUAUGUGUUUGAUUGGACCAUCUUGAAAUAUCAGCAGACGCAGAGGUCAAAGUCCCAGCUAGAACUACCUAGUCUGCAUCCACUUUCUGUAACGACAGGUACUGGAGCAUUGCCAAAAGCUUUAAAUAAGCAAGGAGGUAAUAUUGCCACACACUUAGCUGAAGCUUCAAAACAGAAGGUAUCAAGUAAUUUUGUACGUGGUGAUGUAUCAGCUACCAAUCUGAAAUCUGAUUAUCGUACUGGAAAAAAUGUAACAUUCAAUACUUCUGGUCCUUCUACGUCGUUGGCUGAUGCCUUCAAGAGAAGCUUCCCGAAACGCGAAGAUUCAAUUGAAGUUGGAAAUGUAGGUCAUGCACAUAGUGGAAAAACUGGUGCUUCAAGCAGUAAGCUGCAUUUCUUAAGCAGGAUUUCUUCCAAGUGAACUGGGAUUUUAUGUGGGAGAAAUGCAGAAGUCAAGGUCUACUUCGUGAUGUUGAAUUCACUUGAACCCCGUGUACCAGUAAUGUAUCCAUCUCGAAAUGACUAUGAAGUACAAAGCAUUGGAUGUUACUAAAAGAUGACCUAUCAAAACUUGGUUGUCCUUUUAAGUUUUCUUCGUUUUGAAUUAUAGGACAGUGACUAAGUCAGCUACAGUUCACAAUUAAGCUAUGUGUACAGUGUUCUUUUCAUACCUUUUUCUAAUAGAGCAUAAAAGUGACCUUCAAAUGUUUGAUUGUCUUAUU